AGGAGGCGCCCUGGGGAAGGUUAAAGGGAGCAGAGCGCGGGUCGGGGCGCAGAGCCGAGGGGGCGCGCUGUGUGCUAACUGUCCACCCGAGCGCCAAGGGGUGCUGUGCGGAGGCACUGGGGAGCACAGAGUGCGGUGUCCUACCGACGGACGGGCGCCCCUCAGAGGCUUGCCGAGAGGCAGCACUGGGCCUUUCCUUCUCAGCUCUCAGUGUCAACACUGAGACCCCAGAUGUGUCCAGAGACACCCUGAAGAAGCUGAGGGGCAGGGGAGCCUUAGGGCACCCACAGGGAGAUUUCUGAAGCUGAUUCAGAGCCAGAGAAUUUGCCUACUAUUUGGAUAAAGUUCCAGCUCUGCAGCCUGGCACUCAAGGCUCUCCAUGAUCUACUUCAGAGAAGUCUCUCUCUAUCCCACGGUCUACAUUGUUUUGUUUUUUUUUUUUUAAUUUAAAUUUUAAUGUUUGUUUUUGAGAGAAAGAGACAGAAAACAAGCAGGGGAGGGGCAGAGAGAGAGGGAGACACAGAAUCCAAAGCAGGCUCCAGGCUCUAAGCUGUCAGCACAGAGCUCAACGUGGGGCUUGAGCUCAUGAACCAUGAGACUGUGACCUGAGCUGAAGUCAGCUGCUUAACCGACCGAGCCACCCAGAGCAUCCUCCAGUUCUUUGCCCGCUGCAAUCCCUAUUGCUAUGGAGACCACCAACGGGACUGAGACUUGGUACAAAAGCCUGCAUGCUGUGCUGAAGGCUCUAAAUGCCACUAUUCACAACAACCUGCUCUGCCGGCCAGGGCCAGACAACCUGACAGAGAAGCGGCGGGCCAGCCUACCUGGCCGUGAUGACAACUCCUACAUGUACAUUCUCUUUGUCAUGUUUCUAUUUGCUGUCACUGUGGGCAGCCUCAUCCUGGGAUAUACCCGCUCCCGCAAAGUGGACAAGCGCAGUGACCCUUAUCACGUGUACAUCAAGAACCGUGUGUCUAUGAUCUGAUGCUAGGGGGCCAGGAAUGGCAGAAUAUCAAGACACCAGAACUCAGUGCUGGACCACAUCAGGCCUCAGUGUCCCCAUCUAUAAGAUCAACAAGAGAAAGGGCUAGAAGAAGCUAUCAUUAGGGUGGGAGGAGAGGGGCUGGGAGACCUGGGCCUUGCGGAUAAAGAUUUUUUUUUCCAGCAAAAGCAGACUUUUGGGAGCCCCAUGAACAAAUAUAUAGAAGUAGCAAAAGAUAGUAACCACUACUGGUCCAGUGGCUGGAGUACUGGGAGCUAGGAGCUGGAGGCUGGAGGAAGGAGAAAAGGAAGUUGUAGCAGAAGCAAAUGAAACGGGAAGAUGCACAGAGGACAUGUUUUUUGAUGCGUUAUCUUCAACGACCAUGAAAAGCAGCAGUGAUUACCAUAUCACAGAUAAGAAAUGAGUAAUGUUACUUAUUUAUAUUUGUUCACAUUUUAUAUUUUUCCAGACAUUUAACAUUUGUGAUUUUACCCCCUGUGAAGGAAGCAAAUUAAGUACCAUUCUGCCCAUCUGGGCCAGAGUAGCCAUAGCUGGAACGUAGGAGCUCUGGUUUCCUUGCCUAGUGCUUUUUAAACACGGGACAGGAUCCAGGCCUGAAACUUACACAAUUCUGGGGGUCCCCUUAAGAAAAAGAAUUCAAAAUAAUUUUGCUUUUGCAAAUAUUACAAAAACAUAUUGCCAGGUCAAUACUAGGACCCCUCCCAAGACCCUAAGGAGCCAUGCAAGUGCAGGGCCCUGAAUGUUAAGGCUCUUUAGUUCCAUGAUUCGUGCACUUCUCCAGCCAGGUCACAGUGCCCUUCCGAGCCACAUCUCCAGUCACUACCUCUAACACAGCCUCUUCUGAUUUGAUUAAACUCUGGGAAGAAUUUUCUGACACCAAACUGAAAUCUGCUUCUAGAAGGUUAUUAUCACACCUAGAAGAUUACCAUAUUAAAAGAAGGAGAGCAUGCAAGGCAGGUACCUGGUUCAGUGGAAGGAUUCUGGUACAUGAACUGAGUGGUCAUGCCUUUCUCUGAUCCUUUUCCCACUUCCUCACAAUGAAACAGUUCAACUUGAAAGUCUGUAAGAGCUCUACUAGUUCUGACAUUCUGGUCUUCACAUACAUUAGAUUAAAACCAUAAAAUUGUGUUUGUAGGUCAAAAGCAGCUGAAUAUCAGUAGUUUUCAUAUGGUUCAGCCUAAUAUGUGCAAUGUGACGAGUGAAUACCUUACAAGCUACAAAUCCCCAGCUGGAACCUCGCACUGUUCUGUUUGAUUUCUGUUUAAGGGAUGUACAAAGGGUCUCCAGAAAGCCCUAUUGAAACAUACAUAUUUGUAUAUAGCAAAAACCCUGAAAGAAUAUUUUGAUAGUAAUUAUCUCUGAAAAAUAAGGAUUGUGAUUUUCCCUUUUUUACUUAAAAAAUUAUGUAAUAUUUGAUUUAUCUGACCAUAAGUAUGCUACUUGUAUAAUUGGGGGCGGGGGAGGGGGAAGCUA
This is a messenger RNA of Acinonyx jubatus (cheetah), 2476 nucleotides long. It is a transcript of the gene KCNE3, whose product is annotated as potassium voltage-gated channel subfamily E regulatory subunit 3. The record is from RefSeq and is a predicted model, not a curated record. The coding region runs from base 686 to 985 and encodes 99 amino acids. Gene Ontology annotation, biological process: regulation of ventricular cardiac muscle cell membrane repolarization; regulation of heart rate by cardiac conduction; ventricular cardiac muscle cell action potential. NCBI's taxonomy places the organism in Eukaryota, Metazoa, Chordata, Mammalia, Carnivora, Felidae. The transcript has 4 exons. Gene Ontology annotation, cellular component: membrane. Gene Ontology annotation, molecular function: voltage-gated potassium channel activity involved in ventricular cardiac muscle cell action potential repolarization; transmembrane transporter binding; delayed rectifier potassium channel activity.